Seriola dumerili (greater amberjack) is the source of this 1993-nucleotide messenger RNA. It is a transcript of the gene sugct, whose product is annotated as succinyl-CoA:glutarate-CoA transferase. The record is from RefSeq and is a predicted model, not a curated record. The coding region runs from base 154 to 1503 and encodes 449 amino acids. The transcript is spliced from 14 exons. Lineage: Eukaryota; Metazoa; Chordata; Actinopteri; Carangiformes; Carangidae. Gene Ontology annotation, molecular function: catalytic activity.
UUUACUCUUCAGAAAACUGAUGCUCAGCUCAGUGACCUUGGAGUGAUGGUAAUAAAUAACGGAGUAAACUGGACAAGACCGCUUGCCUUUUACUUUGAAAAGCGGGCACCGGAAGCGUCGCCGCUUGUUGUAGCUUGAAGCUAACAGGUGGGGAUGAUGUCGGCUUGUGUCAGAGCGUUGAAAAGCCGUUUGUCGGCUCUUUGUCCGGCUGGUUUCACCUCGCUGCUCGGGAGGAAUCAUCCGGUGAGAUUUCCCGCCGGAGGACAGCGGAUGUCACACACACAGACAGGAGAAAACCUUCGACCACUGGAGGGCGUCAGAGUGUUAGACUUGACAAGGGUUCUGGCUGGUCCCUUCGCCACCAUGAUCCUGGGAGAUCUGGGAGCUGAGGUGAUCAAGGUGGAGAGACCAGGUGCAGGUGAUGACACCAGAGCCUGGGGUCCUCCGUUCGUCAGUUCAGAGAGCGCCUAUUUCCUCAGCGUCAACAGGAACAAGAAAAGUAUCGCCGUGGACCUGAAGCAUCCCAGAGGAGCGCAGAUCAUCCAGCAGCUUACAGGAGUUUGUGACGUGCUGGUAGAAAACUACCUGCCAGGGAAGCUUCAUCAGAUGGGUUUAGGAUACGAGCAGCUCAGCAGAGUGAACCCACGGCUCAUCUACUGCUCCAUAUCAGGUUAUGGACAGACCGGUCCUCAGUCUCAGAGUCCUGGCUAUGACUCCAUCGCCUCGGCUGUGUCGGGGAUGAUGCACAUCACUGGGCCCGAGGACGGGGAGCCGGUGCGUCCAGGUGUCGCUAUGACAGACCUGGCGACGGGGCUGUACGCACACGGAGCUGUCAUGGCCGCCCUGCUGCAACGACACAAGACGGGGAGAGGGGUUCACAUCGACUGCAACCUGCUGUCCUCACAGGUUUCCUGCCUCAGCCAUAUUGCUGCUAACUAUCUGAACGCGGGGAAGGAGGCGAGGCGAUGGGGGACGGCCCACGAGAGCAUCGUACCUUACCAGGGCUUCAAAACCAAAGACGGACACAUUGUCGUAGCCGCCGGCAACGACAAACAGUUCGUCAGAGUCUGUCAGGUGUUGGAGCUGGUGCAGCUCACAGAGGAGCCAAGAUACAAAACCAACAAGCUGAGAGUCCAAAACCGCAAACAACUGCUGCACACACUGUCACACAGGUUUCUGCAGGGGAAGACAGCUGAUUGGCUGAGGAGGUUCGAGGGCUCAGGUGUCCCUGUUGGACCAAUCCACAGCAUCCAGGAAGUCUUCUCUGACCCACAGGUGAAACACAACGGUCUGAUACAGGAGAUGAAUCAUCCAACAGCAGGACGCAUCGCUGUACCUGGUCCGGCCGUUCGAUUCAGCAGCUUCGCCCCCGGUGGACCGACGCCCCCUCCUGUGAUUGGUCAGCACACUGUGCAGGUGCUGCGGGACACCCUGUCCUACAGUGAUGACGUCAUUAAAACGCUGCUGGAAAUCAAGGCGGUGGCCCAGAAUCAAGUGUCCUGAUUGGCUGAGGAAAAACAAGCAUAAAGGGAAUCCAGGAAAUUCACCCAACAUAUUGAUCAUUGAUCAGCUCAGAUUUUCAAAUUACUGUGAAUCACAACAUUUGAACUUGUGCUGCUCACUGAUGGAGACCAGACACAGAAACAGUAUUAACAGAAUUAUUUUAAUAUUGAGAAGUUUCUACUAUAACAUUUCUUUAAAUUAUACGUGUCAUCAAGUCUGACGUUUCGAAGAACUGUUCAAACUGAUCGUCUCCUCAUGAUGAUUUAAAACUGAACAAAUGGUAUUUGUUAUGAAUAAUAAUGUUAUUGAACAGUAUUUGGAAACACUCCUUCUCAAAUGUCACUUUACUGCCUAUAAAAAAGAAUAUAUAACGAUUGUUUAUUGCACUCCUGAAAUACUGUUUUUGAAUAAAACAAUGUGAAUCUAUUAUGUAAAUUUAUAUGAUAUAUAAAUUGUAUAACUAAUGACAUCAGAUGGUUUUAGCAGCGUG